CAGGACUAAUCCAUGAAGAGCUGGAAGCUCUCGGAGAAAACUAAUAUCAAUGUCUCACACUUUGCUUGAUCGGCUACAUAGUCUGCCGAGAAGCAUAUUAUCAAACCUAACCCUAACUCCUUUCCACACUAAACACGGAGCAAGGGACAAAUAACAGAAUGAUCCCUAAAGUAAUUAAAGUGACUAAUUACAAUUAAGGGACAUCUACACAACAAGGGGCGGAAUCUUGAGUUAAGCUGAGAAUCCAUUCCACCAGAGGAUGCCCUUUUGUUGUUUUUGGCAAGAUAUAGAAGAUGCCUAUCAACCAUGACAAACGAUAGAGAUGCCUUGAUUUGUCCAUAUGGGAAUAUGCCGGACAUAUCACCAGUCAAUUUGAGCUGAUUCUUCACAUGAAUGAACACCAGCCAUUUUGCAGGUCAAACAAACAGAGAUGAGUGGGGAAGAGGAAGUGGUGCUCCAUGGGAUGUGGGCAAGCCCCUAUGCGAAAAGAGUGGAGAUAGCCCUUAGACUUAAGGGUAUACCCUACCAAUAUGUGGAAGAAGAUUUGCUGAAUGGGAAAAGUGAAGCACUCCUCAGGCACAAUCCAGUGCACCAGAAAGUCCCGGUCCUUGUCCACAACGGGAAACCAGUGAUCGAGUCGUGCAUCAUCCUCGAGUACAUCGACGAAACUUGGAAGUCCUCCGGCCAUGCCCUGCUCCCUCAAGAGGACACUUACAGGCGAGCCAGAGUUCGCUUCUGGGCUGAUUUCAUACAAAGACAGAUUCACUGGCAGGUAUUCGAGAAGUUCGUCUUGACAAUAACAGCGCUAGGAGAGGCACGAGAAGAAGCCAUCAAGGAGUUAAGGAAGAACAUGGAAUUGCUUGAAGAGGGACUGAGAGCGAACUUCUUUCCAGAAGGGAUUCCUCAACAUCAUUUCGACGACCAGAAGAAUGUUAGGUUCCUGGACAUUACCAUGUGCGCGUUCUUUGGCCUCCACAAGGCACAGUCAGAGUUCGUCAGGACCACCGAGAUCAUCGACUUGCAGAGGACUCCAUUGGUGUUCUCCUGGGUCGAGAGUUUGAAGGAGGUUCCUGUGGUGAAAGAAGUGCUUCCCCCUCACGAUGAGGUUGUGAACCUUUUGCGGGGGUUCAGGCAAAAUGCUGUAGGAUCCUCUCCCCAAGUGUAG
This is a messenger RNA of Linum tenue, 1165 nucleotides long. The record is from the annotation of a GenBank genome assembly. Lineage: Eukaryota; Viridiplantae; Streptophyta; Magnoliopsida; Malpighiales; Linaceae.